Molecule: messenger RNA, 4854 nt
Organism: Phoenix dactylifera (date palm)
Lineage: Eukaryota; Viridiplantae; Streptophyta; Magnoliopsida; Arecales; Arecaceae
Product: putative galacturonosyltransferase 10
Molecular function (GO): polygalacturonate 4-alpha-galacturonosyltransferase activity
Source: RefSeq, a predicted model, not a curated record
UACCUCUGAUCUUGAUCUCGACGCGUGAUCCAUCGGAAAGUAGUUUCCUCUUGAGUUCUUCUAAUGUUUUGAUCUAUCUGAUGUUUGAAUUUCUGAGGAAAUUUGCACUUCUUCUGAUCUGUUUUUAGUUAUUUUUGCAUGGGAUACUCAAAAUUUUUGAUUUUUCGAGCAUGCAACUUGGGUGUUUUUUUUUUUUAAAUAAAUGUUUACUGAAACUGAUCAGUCUCCAGGUAGGUUCUUGGGAAUGCUUUUACUUUCCUGGUCUUACUAGAAUCUUAGAUGCACUACAUGUAUGAAGCAGCUGGAAAAAUGAAGGCCGAUUUGACCGCCAGGAUCAAACUUCGUAGAUCAACACACAAAGUAAAGCAAACUGGACAGAACCCUUCUUUUGGUGAAGGAAAUUCUCUCCGAAAAGAUUUAUUAGUAUAUCAAAAUGCUGCCUUAUUAGAAGUAUAUGGGACCUGGCCCCUAACCCUAAUAGGCAUUAAACCUGGUACAAAUCAUACUCAAAAUAGGAUGAAGAAACAUGCUGGAAUUAUUCAAUACAAAUACGACCAAUUGAUCAUAGUACCUAUUGGCUGAACCUUGUGCUGGAUCAAUGUAUUCAUGAUAUUUAGACUAACAAGUCAUGUCUUUGGCAAAAUCAAUAUUUAGAUGCUUAAUAAGUAUGCCUAUGGUUCUUCUCUUGAUUGUCUUUACUUGAGUUAAUAGCAAGCUUAUUGAGACAAUUUAUUUUAUUUUUCAGUAUAAACUCCAAAGAUUCAUAAAAAUGCACUCUUGUAGUCUUAGGGACCAAAAAGUGUAAGACCUUGUACCAUUGUUCAAUGCCAAAACCCAUACCUCUAUAUGGCCCACAUAACUUCUUCCAUGUCCUAAGUUAUGCAAAUAAAAAAAUAUUUUUUUUGUUAUUUAUAUUGUUAAAUGAAAAGAAAUAUUUUGAGGCUAAGCUGAAAUAUCCAUAUUUCAUGGUUGCUUCUUUGGAUCCUUUUGACUUGUGAAAUGUGAUGGUAAACUUUAGUUUUCUUAUUUCUAUUUUGAUAAGCUAUUUAAAAGACCACAAAAUUAGUCUUUUUUGCGGGAUCGAAGGAAGCCAUAUUACAAAGUUUAAGCUCUUUAUUAUCCUUCAUUUUGCUGGUGCAGGAGCUUGAAAUAUGGUAAUUGGUCAUAUUAGUUAGUAAGAUUAAGCUAUUGAAGCACUUAGGUUAGUAGCAUCAUUUCAUGCUUUAAGGUGGGGUAACAAUAUGGAAGAUUCACAUCUAUGUCCUUUUCUUUUUCCUCUCCUUCGUUGGUAAUUUGGGAAGCCAAACUCAUCACUAACACCUGAAGAAACAACAGCACAACUAUCAACUUCUUUGCUGGGUUGCCUGAAUAUCAACCCAGCUAAUAUGGUUAGAUCCGGAGACCUCCUGGCCAGCUAACCAGACUGGUUAGUUUGCCUCAUGGGAAGCUUGGGUAGUCUCAAUUGCAUCGAUGAGUUCUCAAAUGUCUAACUGCAUGCCGCAGUGCCUGAUGAGCACCACUAGUCCAUGUCACGACAGUUAGCUAAUUUCCCUACAGCCUUGGAAUUAGUUCCAAGCUACUAACACUUCCUCCCAUGCACUUGAACUCUAGGGUAGAGAUGGAGGAGUUAUGCUCCUGAUGUAGAGAAUUCUGCUGUGGAAAUCUUGAAAGAUAAAAUAAGUAACACAUACCCAUUGGCAUAGGUAGCACCAUCAAACUUUAAAACAGGUACAUGCAUUAGUUGGGGAGAAACUUCUAGGAGGCUAGAGAGAGACCAGUUGUGGCUACCCAAUUGUAAUUGCAGUCAGGAAUAACCCUCCUCUAUUAUGGUGCAAGGAGACUCUGAAGCUGGUGAAUUCUUACAGUGGGCCAGUUGAGCUGCUGCAGAGGUCUUAUGUGGAAAACACCAUCGACCAUCCAUACUGUCCACCCUAUGUAACGUAAGACUGGUUGGGUAGCAGCUCAAGAAGCUUGUCAGGGGAGUUGAAGUUCCAUGGGGAUUUGGUCUGAUGAGCAAUAAUGGGUCCAAGUUUCCUUUGCUGGGCUGUGUUUAAUUAACACGCGAUCAAUGUUGCACUUAGUACGCUAGGGGGGAUAUCCCAACUUGGGCCAAGAAGGAUUUGCAUGGAAGUUGGCACUGUUGUAGCUUCCACAAAAAAUAUCUAAACUGUGGGGUGGCUGUGCUCUUUUAGAUCCACUUGAAUUGCCCACCUUCAUUGGAACUUGGAGUCAUGGCAGCAAGCUAAUUGGUAGACAUCCUUGAUAAUAGCUUUGGAAUGUGUCCUAGUUUCAAAAACAUAAAUUAAGCUAAUGAAGCAAUAAAACCUUUAAGAAUUUCAAUGUCUUCUAUCAUCUUUACCUUUUAAUGUUCAUUUCUUGCUUAGCAUAGCAACACCUUUUGCAAGCAUUAUGAAUCUUAUAGAUCAUUGAUACUGGUGGACAAUAUCAAGCUUGACUGAGAUAAAGUUCUGUACUAAAUCUACUCAACAGCAAGAGUCAGUAAGGGAACUCGAAAAGAUUCAAGAAAGGGAUCAUUUUAACAUCUGAGAAAUCUUAUCGCUCUAGCCUUACUGAAGGUCAUAACAUCACUGAUGAGAUGCUGAGCGCUCAUUCGUUCACAAGGCAACUAGUCGACCAAAUCUCUCUUGCAAAGGCUUUUGUGGUCAUCUCUAAAGAAAGCAACAAUCUCCAGUUUGCAGCAGAACUUAGUGCCCAGAUACGCUACUCGCAAGUUCUCCUAUCCAGGGCUGCCACCAGAGGCACCCCAUUAACUGCAGAAGAAGUAGAAACAGCAAUACAUGACAUGGCACUUCUGCUCUACCAAGCCCAACAAUUCCAUUAUGAUGGUGCUACCAUGAUGAUGAAGAUGAAGGGUCAAAUCCAGGCUCUUGAAGAGAGAAUGAAAUCUGAGACCGAGAAGAGUACACAAUAUGGACAAAUAGCUGCUGAAGAAAUCCCGAAAAGCCUGUAUUGUCUUGGUGUCAGUUUAACCAUGGAAUGGUUCAAAAACUCAAAUCUGCAUAGAAAACUCUCAGAAGGAAAGCACACUCUGGAGAAGCUAAGAGAUAACAGUCUCUACCACUAUUGUAUUUUCUCCGACAACAUCCUUGCUGCAUCGGUUGUGGUCAAUUCAACUGCCAUUAAUUCCAAGCAUCCAGAUCAGAUUGUAUUCCACCUGGUCACCGAUGAGGUGAACUAUCCACCAAUGAAGGCUUGGUUCUCCAUGAACAGUUUCCGAGGUGCAACUGUGGAGGUACAGAAGUUUGAGGAUUUCAGCUGGCUUAAUGCAUCAUAUGUCCCAGUUCUAAAGCAGCUUCAGAACACUGACACCCAGAACUUCUACUUCUCUGGAGGUGGGGAUGGAAAAACACCAAUUAAAUUCAGGAACCCAAAGUACUUAUCGAUGCUAAACCACCUCAGGUUCUACAUCCCAGAAGUCUUCCCAGCAUUACAGAAGGUAGUAUUUCUUGAUGAUGAUGUAAUAGUCCAGAAGGAUUUGACAGAGUUGUUCACAAUCAACCUUAAUGGGAAUGUGAUGGGGGCCGUGGAGACUUGCAUGGAGACAUUCCACAGGUUCCACAAGUAUUUGAACUAUUCACACCCACUGAUCCGUGCUCAUUUUGAUCCUGAUGCUUGUGGAUGGGCAUUUGGUAUGAAUGUGAUUGAUCUGAGAGUGUGGCGAAGGAAAAAUGUGACCGGCAUAUAUCACCAUUGGCAGGAGCGUAAUGCAGACCACACCCUCUGGAAGCUCGGCUCACUGCCACCUGGUCUGCUGGCCUUUUAUGGGUUGAUUGAGACAUUGGAUCCCAAGUGGCAUGUGCUGGGGUUGGGUUAUACAAAUGUGGACCUUUCAGCAAUUAGGAAUGGUGCGGUGUUGCACUACAAUGGGAACAUGAAGCCAUGGCUGAAGAUUGGGAUGGAAAAGUACAAGGUCUUGUGGGAUAAAUAUGUGGACUACUCACACCCUUUGUUGCAUCGCUGCUUCAUGCAUUAGACGAUCCUCAUGAUGGCAGGUGAUGUUCAUGCAGGGUAGAGUCCUUAAUUGCCAAAGCCUUCUGGUUUUGAGUAAUUUUCUUUCGAGCGGAAUGGUAGAGUAAAUUAUUCUUUUCUUCAGAAAUUCUUCCAUUCGUCUAUCUAGAUUCUCUUUCAAGUUGCAGCAUCACUAAUUUUUGAUGGUUGAGGCCCACCUUAUGAACUGUUGGGGUGGAGCAGCAAAGCCAUCUGAUUGGAAUUUCUCAAGCACAUUUUUGUGCCAGCCAUUCUUAGCAGAUGAAUUAGUACAGCAUGUAAUUUAUACAGGAUCAAGUUGAAAGAGUAAAUAUGCUACAGUAUUUGUUUUUGGGUGAUAUUCUGCAGAAGUCCUUUGAGCAACAUAUGAUGUUUCCUAGAAGGUACGUUUGCCCAGAAUGUUGAUUGGUGUUAAACAGAAGAGAUUCAGAUUUCUGAAACUGUUGGCAGUGGAAGUACCCCAUAAGGCCCAUGGAGGUAAUUUUUCCAUGGUUUGGGUAAGAUCAGGCUCCUUGUAUGUGGUCGAUUGUGUCGACGGAUAGGCUUGUAACUUUCAGACAUGGUGGACCACUUUUCAAUUAGCUAUUAUGUUGGACGCUGUCACAGUUUGAAGAAUAUGAGGUAUCCUUCAUUUAUAAAGCAGACAAUGGCUAUGCAUUGGCUUGCUUGGUGAAGGUAAGAAGAUAGGUGAUGGCAGGAUAAUCUACCCCUGAAAUUUUUGUAUUUUAUUAUUAGAGACCUGACACGGUUGUUUUGUUGGAGACAACUAAUGUAAUCUGUCCUAGUACUCAUUUUUUUUACCAAAUUAUUAUAAAAAUGAUACUUGCAAAAUUUCUUGUGCAUUUA